AUGGACGGCAAAAAAUCAUCCCAUCAAAACUCUUAAAGAGCUCUUAAAAAUCCUGUGCACUAAAUGAAGAUCUACGAGGAAUUUAUUCAUAAAGAAAAGAAUUAUUCCCAUAGAAACAAAACAGAGGAGUUUAAUAUGAGACCCUAAACAAUCCACAAUAUUUCUGAAAAGCCAAAUCAUAUAACUCCAGUGAACCCCUAUCUAGAUAAGAAAACUGAAUCGCUCAACGAUGAUGUGGUGGAUAGAGCUUUUAGAAUAGAUGCUAUGAGAAGAUAGAUUUAAUCAGCAGGCUUGCAGCCAAGAUAGAAAUACCCACAUGCAAUGACUAGCAACUAAGAAAUUGGAUGGUAUUCUAAUCCCCUUGUUCCAUAGAAUAAAGCUUGGCAGUUCAAUAGACUUACGACCCCAAUUACCGAUUAUGCUGAAGAUUACCUAUCAAUGAAAAAGGUUAAUCCAUUCACUGUGAGAAAUAGAUGA
This is a messenger RNA of Stylonychia lemnae, 477 nucleotides long. Lineage: Eukaryota; Ciliophora; Spirotrichea; Sporadotrichida; Oxytrichidae. The record is from the annotation of a GenBank genome assembly.